Parnassius apollo (apollo) is the source of this 228-nucleotide messenger RNA. Lineage: Eukaryota; Metazoa; Arthropoda; Insecta; Lepidoptera; Papilionidae. The record is from the annotation of a GenBank genome assembly.
AUGUUCCCAAAUGUCAUGGCAGCUGAUCCAGAAAAAAGGGUGCAGGCUUUGAUUGUCAAACACUUAAAGCUUCUUGCAGAGAAAAUGAAUUUCUAUUUCCCGAAGCGUGAUCUGCAAGCUAUGGACUGGGUUCGAAAUCCAUUCUCCGAGAACAUUCCUUUCGGCCACUUACCAAUAAAUGAGCAGGAAGAACUGAUGGAAAUGAAAACGGAUCGCACAUUAAAAUGA